Paramecium octaurelia is the source of this 1222-nucleotide messenger RNA. The record is from the annotation of a GenBank genome assembly. NCBI's taxonomy places the organism in Eukaryota, Ciliophora, Oligohymenophorea, Peniculida, Parameciidae.
AUGGGAAAUCUCCAAACUCUGAUAAACUAUCAUGCUCCAUUGAACUACUCAUAGGAUCUAAGUGAUUAACUUUUAGAUUAAGGAACAUUGUAACACCCAGGCUUGGGAUAAAUUCAACUAUGGAAGAUUAAAGCAAGUAAUUUGCCUCUCUUAUUUUCUUUUGUAAAUUAACCAUCUAAAAUACUUUAUAGCAUGUACAUAUAUUUGAAAAAGACUCAUCAAUUAUUAACAUACAUAAUUUUCGAAGUUCUCUUAAGCACCCUAAUUUGAUUGAGUAUUUCGCUUGUACUAGUUCAAAGUCGCUUAACAUUGGUAAGGUCCAAUCUUAGCAAUUCUUUUUUGCCUAUUACCCUUAAACCUUAAAAGAACAUAUUUAAUCUAGAACCUUGACUGAGGUAUAAAUUUGGAAGGUAACAUAAUAAAAUCUAUUAGAUAGAUAAUUGAAUAAAUAGUAAAUUUAAUGGUGUAUUUGUAAAAUUUGAACAGAUAUCAUUCAAAUAUCAAUUCAGAAUCAAUAUUCAUAAAUGAUAAUUUGCAUAUCAAAAUGUUAGACAAAAUCGGAUAAAAACCCAAUAAAAUAGCUAUAAAAGAUGAUGUACGUGAUUUAGGAAUUGUUAUUAUAGAACUCUUAACUAAAAGAAGUAAUUUAUGUAUAAUACUUAAGCAAAUCAAUUAAAUUUUAUUUAAUAAAUAAAAAAUUUACAUGGAAAAUUUACUUUAUAAUUAUUAUAAUUGGUUGCAAAAAUGAUAGAUGAAAACAUAGAUAAAAGACCUGAUUUUAUUUAAAUCCAAAAGAUGAUUAACAAUAGGUUCAAAGAACCCAUAUUUUUCAACAACCCAGAAAGAAAUGGAAAUCUUAAUAUAUUAACCGGAAGACUAUCAACCCAAGAGCAUUUAAAUUAUAAGAUGGAUGAAAUGAAGAUUUAUAAACAGCUCUCCCCUAUAAGAAAUUCAUACAAUUUGUUGUUGCCUUCUAAAUUGAAUAUUCCUCCAACCAUAGUCGAAAAAAGUCCUAAUUAAUAAAUGCAGGACUAGAAUAAAAUACUUGAGGUUCAUUACUAGGAUAAUAUCUAAUAAUCUCCUUAAAGGAAAAUUAAUCAAAUCCCAAUCGAGUAAGUUCCUACUACUGCCAAGAAAGAGAGCCCCAUAAGUAAUUAUUGACUUAAGUAUUUAGAACUAAGGAAUAAUGCCAUGAAUAGCCCCUGAGACUUUAAUAUUUAAA